AUGAAUAGAGAUAAAGAUAAGGAUAAAGAUAAAGAUAAUAAAUUUGUAAAUAAAAAAAAAUCAAUUACCGUUGUAGGGUAUGAUUGUGAUACAGAGUAUAAAUUGGAGGAUAAUGUUAUUGAAAUGUGCCACACAGUUAAACAAAUUCAAAUGGGUCAUACCAAAUUUAGAAAUAAUUUAGGUGGUUGGUUUAUUUUUAAAGGGGAUGACAUAUACCACAAAAGAGAAGAUAGGAUUAUAGCAUCAAUAAUUAAAAGAGAUUUAAAUAACAUCACAAUUUGCUUUCAUGAUAUUAGAAGCUACAUAUUAGAAGUUAUUUUGGAAUAUUGCCAUUUUCAUUCAACAAAACUAGCAUCAUCAAAUCCAUUUCAAAUAAUGGCAUAUAAUAACGAAUUUUUAGAAAGUAGACAAAUGAAUAUAUGCGAAAUAGCUUCUGCUUCAUAUUACUUGGAUAUAAAAUCAUUGGUAUCGCUAACAAGUAAAGAAAUUGCAAUACAGAUUUCAAAAAAGAGUUCAGAAGAAUUAAAAGAAACUUUUUCAAAUUUAGAAAUCGAUGAAAUCAAUGAAAUCAAUCGACAUUUACAAAAUGAUUUAUUAGAAUUUUUAGGUGAAGAUAAUAAAAAGUCAAAAAAAUCAUUAAAACAACAACAACAAAAGAAAGAUAAAGAAAAAAUAAAUAAUACUAAUAUAAACAAUAAUAAUAAUAAUAAUAAUAAUAAUAAUAAUAAUAAUAAUAAUAAUAAUAAUAAUGUUAAUAAUAAUAACAAUAAUAAUCUUAAUAAUAACAAUACCAAUAUUAAUAACACAUCAACACCAUCCAAUAAUAAUUUGUUAAAAAUUGAUAAUAUAGAUUAUACAGAUGAUAAUCAAAUAAGCACAAAAAUUUUAGAUUUUUAUAAUGAUAAGGAAGACGAAGAAGAGGAAGAAAUCGACCCAUGUCUACAAGAAGAAAUUGAUAAAGAAAUAGAGUUCUUUAAGGAAAGAUUAGAUUUAUUUUCAAAACAAAUGAAGCCUAUAAAGGAUAGACUAAUACUACCAUCAAAUACCUUUACAUCCAUGGCAUCAGUUGUAAAUAAUCAAUUUUAA
Dictyostelium purpureum is the source of this 1086-nucleotide messenger RNA. RefSeq lists its product as uncharacterized. Gene Ontology annotation, cellular component: cytoplasm; nucleus. Lineage: Eukaryota; Evosea; Eumycetozoa; Dictyosteliales; Dictyosteliaceae. The record is from RefSeq and is a predicted model, not a curated record. Gene Ontology annotation, molecular function: cullin family protein binding. The transcript has 2 exons. The coding region runs from base 1 to 1086 and encodes 361 amino acids. Gene Ontology annotation, biological process: SCF-dependent proteasomal ubiquitin-dependent protein catabolic process.